GUAGGAUAGAUAUAUUUUAUUGGACCAAGCACUUAUUUUUUGGACUGCAAAGUACACUUUCAAAUUACAUAUACUUCUUUCUAUAUCUAAAAAUUAUAUCACAAAACAAACACUAGAUUAUAGUUGGUUUCCAAUAAUACACAUUCACUAACUGCAAAAUGAGAACUCAUUCCCAAUUGCUGUUGUACUUCAUGCUGUCAACAACAGUUGCUCUUGCUUUGAGUUUGAGUUCAGUGACUGAUAAACAUGCUUUGCUUUCUUUGAAAGAAAAACUUACCAAUGGUAUACCUGAUGCUCUUCCAUCAUGGAAUGAAUCUCUUUAUUUCUGUGAAUGGGAGGGUGUUACAUGCGGUCGACGCCACAUGAGAGUCUCUGUCUUGCAUUUGGAAAAUCAAAAUUGGGGUGGUACUCUUGGACCAUCCUUAGGAAAUCUAACCUUUCUCAGAAAACUCAAACUUUCCAACAUCGAUUUGCACGGUGAAAUUCCAAAAGAAGUUGGUCUUUUGAAGAGGUUGCAAGUUCUUGACUUGAGCAAGAACAAAUUUCAUGGUAAGAUUCCUUUUGAGCUUACCAACUGCACCAAUCUUCAAGAAAUUAUCUUGUUGUACAAUCAACUCACUGGAAAUGUUCCCUCAUGGUUUGGUUCCAUGACGCAGCUUAAUAAGUUGCUUCUUGGAGCAAAUAAUUUGGUAGGUCAAAUCCCACCUUCCUUGGGAAAUAUUUCAUCCCUCCAAAAUAUAACACUUGCAAGAAAUCAAUUGGAAGGAAAUAUACCUUAUACCUUGGGUAAGUUAUCAAAUUUAAGAGAUCUAAAUCUGGGUUCAAAUAAUUUUUCGGGUGAAAUCCCUCAUUCUCUUUACAAUCUAUCAAAAAUUUAUGUUUUCAUCCUUGGGCAAAACCAAUUAUUUGGUACUCUUCCAUCAAAUAUGCAUCUUGUUUUUCCUAAUCUUAGAUCAUUUUUGGUGGGAGAGAACCACAUAAGCGGAACUUUGCCGUUGUCAAUAUCAAAUAUCACCGGUCUGAAAUGGUUCGAUAUAUCCAUUAACAAUUUUCAUGGGCCAGUACCUCCAACCUUGGGGCACUUGAACAAACUUAGGAGGUUUGACAUUGGUUAUAAUGGUUUUGGGAGUGGAAGAGCUCAUGAUUUGGAUUUCAUUUCCUCAUUGACCAAUUGUACUCAAUUGCAAGUUCUUAAUUUGAAGUAUAAUAGAUUUGGCGGUACAAUGACAGAUCUUAUGACCAACUUCUCUACCACUCUCAAUUGGCUAAGUAUGGCAGGUAAUCAAAUAUAUGGAGAAAUCCCUGAAAGAAUUGGACAACUAAUUGGUUUAACUCACUUUGAUAUGAUGGAGAAUUUCCUAGAGGGAACAAUUCCAGAUUCAAUUGGAAAGCUUACGAAUCUAGUAAGAUUAAUUUUGCAAGAAAACAGAUUAUCUGGCAAGAUUCCUAUUGUUAUUGGCAAUCUUACCAAGUUGUCUGAGUUUUAUCUACAUACUAAUAAAUUAGAAGGAAACGUUCCAUCGACUCUUAGAUAUUGCACCAAGUUGCAAUCAUUUGGUGUUUCUGACAACAACUUGAGUGGCCACAUACCUGAUCAAACAUUUGGCUAUCUAGAAAGUUUAAUAAAUCUUGACUUGUCCAACAACUCCUUGACCGGUCCCAUUCCUUCAGAAUUUGGUAACUUGAAGCAUCUUUCCAUAUUGAAUCUAUACACAAACAAGUUGUCCGGUCAAAUUCCCAAUGAACUUGCUGGUUGUUUGACACUAAUUGAGCUUAUGUUGCAGAGAAACUUUUUCCAUGGAAGUAUACCUUCCUUCUUGGGCUCCUCAUUAAGAUCCCUCCAAAUCUUAGACCUUUCUAGCAAUAACUUCACGAGUGUAAUCCCUCGUGAAUUGGAAAAUCUAACAUCGUUGAAUUCUUUAAACCUGUCAUUUAACAAUCUCUAUGGUGAGGUUCCCAUAAAUGGUGUCUUUAGCAAUGUCACUGCAAUUUCACUUAUGGGAAACAAUGAUCUUUGUGAAGGUAUUCCUCAAUUAAAGCUGCCUCCAUGUUCUAGGUUGCUCUCCAAGAAACAUACGAGGUUUCUUAAAAAGAAGUUUAUCCCCAUCUUUGUUAUUGGUGGAAUUUUGAUCUCUUCGAUGGCUUUUAUCGGUAUCUAUUUUCUCAGGAAAAAGGCAAAAAAGUUUCUUUCUUUAGCAUCUCUACGGAAUGGGCACUUGGAGGUUACUUAUGAGGAUUUACAUGAAGCAACCAACGGAUUUUCUUCAUCCAACUUGGUAGGCGCAGGAAGUUUUGGUUCUGUAUACAAAGGAUCUCUUCUUAAAUUUGAAGGACCUAUUGUAGUAAAGGUGUUGAAACUUGAAACACGUGGGGCAUCAAAGAGUUUUGUGGCUGAAUGUAAAGUACUGGAAAAGAUGAAACACAAAAACCUUCUGAAGCUCCUAACUUUCUGUUCAAGUAUUGAUUAUAAUGGUGAAGUUUUCAAGGCUAUAGUUUUUGAAUUCAUGCCUAUGGGGAGUCUAGAAGGCUUGUUGCACAAUAAUGAACAUCUUGAGUCUAGAAAUCUAAAUCUCAGACAAAGGUUAAGUGUUGCUCUCGAUGUAGCCCAUGCAUUGGAUUAUCUUCACCAUAAUUCCCAUGAAGCUGUAGUUCACUGUGAUAUUAAGCCAAGUAAUGUUCUUCUCGACGAUGACAUUAUUGCUUACUUAGGAGAUUUUGGGUUAGCAAGGUUCCUUAAUGGGGCUACAGGGAGUUCCAGUAAAGAUCAAGUUAGUUCAGCUGCAAUUCAAGGAACCAUAGGAUAUGUUCCCCCAGAGUAUGGAGUAGGUGGCAAAGUAUCACCACAAGGAGAUAUUUACAGCUAUGGAAUUCUAUUGUUGGAGAUGUUAACAGCAAAAAAACCAACAGACAACAUGUUUUGUGAAGGUCUAAGCCUACACAAAUUAUGUAAGAUGGCAAUCCCACAAAAGAUCACUGAGAUAGCAGAUACACAGUUGCUUGUCCCAUCUUCUGAAGAACAGACAGGGAUUAUGGAGGAUCAGAGGGAGAGUCUAGUCUCGUUUGCUAGGAUUGGAGUUGCAUGUUCCGCAGAAUACCCCGCUCAGCGAAUGUGUAUAAAAGAUGUUAUAACAGAGUUACAUGCAAUUAAACAGAAGUUAACCCUCUAGACGCCAUUUGUUGUGACAAUAAAAUAGUUGCAUUUACUAUCCAUUAUUGCUUUUCCCACAGGAGUGCUCCUUUAACCAGUCUCUAGAAUAUACAAAUAUUGCCAGGAAGAUAAAAAUGCAACUGUUUGUGUGCUCCUAUCCUUGUAUCAGUACAUGAAAUGGUUUUGGCUUGAAUUUAUAUUUUUAUAUCUGAUAUCA
Molecule: messenger RNA, 3365 nt
Organism: Medicago truncatula (barrel medic)
Lineage: Eukaryota; Viridiplantae; Streptophyta; Magnoliopsida; Fabales; Fabaceae
Product: probable LRR receptor-like serine/threonine-protein kinase At3g47570
Exons: 2
Coding region: 159-3167 (1002 amino acids)
Biological process (GO): protein phosphorylation
Molecular function (GO): protein binding; ATP binding; protein kinase activity
Source: RefSeq, a predicted model, not a curated record